UUACUUAAACAAUAUGAUAGGAGACAAUUAUGUCAUGAUUUUACUUAAGCAAAUGUUAAUAAGUUAUGUUGAUAAAUAUUAGGAAAUAAUUUAUAGUUUCAAAUAUGGAUAUACUAUUAAGAUAACACCAUGAUGUUUUGGCAGGGAUUGUUUAUGAUUCUGUAUAUUUCACAAACAACAGGGUAUGUCGAUAUUGAAACUACAGAUAACCCUUUAUGGAUAAAGAAAUCCAGAUCGUUCAAUCUGUCAUGUAGCGGAGAUAAAAAAAUGUUUUGGUCCAAAAGUUCCGAACCAUUGGAAAGCAAUGAUAAUGUAGUUAUCUCGAAGCAACGUUUGGUAACAGGAAGUACAGAAAAACACGUGACGAAGAUUGCGAUCGGCAAAGCCACUUCAUCAGACAGUGGAAUUUACAACUGCUCAGAUGGAAUAGAACAAAAAAGCAUAGAGGUCAAAGUUGUUCAAGGUCGUGUAAAGAUAUACCCCUCCAGUGGAAUAACAGCAUUUGAAGGUGAAACGUUAACCCUUGUUUGUGAGUAUGAAGGGGAUACUAGACUGGAUGUAAACUGGUACAAAGACCAGAAAGAAUCACUCGCUAGUUACGGAUUUGUGUCCAGCAGACGAACGGUGUCCAAUCAGAAUGUGAAAACUACCUUACAAACAACUAAAACCCGACUAUCAAGAUCUGAUAGAAGUUCUUAUUACUGUGAAGCUGGUCCGUAUAUCAAGACAAUUGCAAUAAAUGUUCUUACAGAUUCUUGUAAUAAUCGACUGGUUUCUGGUAUGAAUGGUGUACCAGAUGACAAGAUCACAGCUUUAUCAUACUACAAAGAUAUUUUGCAUGAUGACUCGCCAUAUUGCGCUCGUCUCAAUCAUACAAGCAAACCUUUCUGUGGAGGAUGGUCUCCUAUCGCUAUGAAUACGAGACAGUGGAUACAGGUGUCAUUUCCACAUUUUACAAUAGUACGAUCUAUAGUGACUGCUGGGAGGUAUACAAACGAACCACGAAAUGAAUGGGUAACGGCUUACAGAGUUAUAUACAGUAAGGAUGGAAUAAACUGGGAUAAAUACAAAGAUACCAAAGGCAAGAUAAUGGAUUUUGUAGCCAACUUUGACAAAUCGACCCCGGUAUCUACUGAACUUCCCAUACCAGUUGUUGCUAGAUAUCUACGCCUACAACCAAUAUCAUGGAGUCAGAAGAUAUCUCUCAGAUUUGACGUGGUUGGAUGUUUACUACCCACUGAGUUGCGUAUCACACAGGAAGACACUGGGAAAUUAAACUUGCUCAUCCCGAACCAGUUAGAUCUUAAAUGUAGCUCCACUGGUCCAUUCAGACCUAAUAUUGUGUGGUAUAAAGAUGGCGUUAGAAUCUUGGACAGUUCUGGAUUCACUCAGACAGUAAAUACGUCGUGGCUAGAUGACAAGAUUGUGUCUACAGCUUCUCUCACAAGGGAGAUAACUAUGUACAAUGAUUCAGGACUGUAUACUUGUGUCGACAGAACGAGUAAACAAAACAAGUCUGUAACAGUGGAAGCUGCACAAUUGAAAAUGAGCCCAACCUUUAAACGAGUAUGGGUUCUAAAGAAUACAGAACUUACAGUUUCUUGUGAAUAUUCUGGUUCAAAGACCAAACGAAUAACUUGGAAACACAACAGAAAUAAAAAUGUACAAAGUUUAGGUUUUCAUGUGGUUACAAACACCAAAUUUGAACACAGUGUUUCACACACUACAUCGACAAUAACAAAGGACACUACGACAUUAGAUAAUGUAAACAAUAUUACAUGUUCUGAAGGGGAUCUGUCCAGGACUGUACAAGUGAGAGUGUUGUCAGGAGAGGGACUUGCACAGUACUUGGUACCUGGCCAAGACUUGAUAUUAUCAUGUGAAAUAGGGGAAGUAGACGUCGCCUACGAAAUCUAUUGGACUAAAAAUCACAAGCCACUAAAUAUGAUAGAAUCAUUGAGAGGAAAAUACGAAUACAGUUCUGAUACCAAAACUUUAACAAUUCAACAUGCAGACAUAGUUGAUGCAGGUCAUUAUGAGUGCAAUAUAUUACUCGAAGUCGGGAGCAGCCAACAACAGCAUCUAACUCUUCCCAUAGAGGUCAAUGCUAAACCCACGAUCACACUGGAAGGACAGAAAGAGGUAAAGAACGGUGACACUUUACAUCUAUACUGCAAAGUGUCUGGUUACCCUGUUCCUACGAUAUCUUGGUAUAAAGAUGACAAUCCAAUAACUGGUGGAGACCGAUGUAAUUUUCUUCCAUAUGAUGACACACAGAAAGGCCAUUUUGUGUUGUUUGAUAUUAACUCGGACGACAAGGGAAAAUACCAAUGUCGAGGGACUUCAGCGGAGUUUGAAUCAAUAGAAUCGUUUCUGUCUAUAAGGGUUAAAGGUAACCUAUUGACAGACAACAUGUUAAUUAUAUGUGUGGCUGUAACUGGUUCAGUAAUAGUUAUAACAAUACUCUGUUGUGCUGCCUGCAUCAGAUGUAGAUCAAAACCCAAGCAUCCAUUGCAGCACAGGACUCCACUGCAAAACAAACCUUUAUUAACAAGACGAUAUGUUGAUAUGCAAGUAAUAACGCGUGCCAAAAGUAUGACGUCAUUGGAAGAAAUUGACCAACUACCGCCUCCACCGCCACCUGUUGAUCCAUGGGAAGACACAUCAACUAUAGACGAUUCUUCGUUGACAUAUGAACGUAUACCAAAAAUUCGCGACAGGCAAAUUUCAUCAGCAUAAAUAAAUAAGCUUGAUUAAAAUUAUUACCUUUGCAGAAAGUCUGCUAUUUAUAUGGAUAUUUUUCAUGUGUGAUGUUAGAUUCACAACGGUUGAAACGUGAUAUAAUACUAAUUAAUUGAUGUCAACAUUAUUGUUUCUACGACAUUAACAUUCAUUCUUAAACGAGUUUAUAUUUUAUAUUUAUAACACCACAAGCAAAUAAUUGAUGAAGAUUUAUCCAUGCACUUGUA
Mytilus californianus (California mussel) is the source of this 2969-nucleotide messenger RNA. RefSeq lists its product as uncharacterized. The coding region runs from base 130 to 2739 and encodes 869 amino acids. Lineage: Eukaryota; Metazoa; Mollusca; Bivalvia; Mytilida; Mytilidae. The record is from RefSeq and is a predicted model, not a curated record. The transcript has 14 exons.